Penicillium arizonense is the source of this 1035-nucleotide messenger RNA. RefSeq lists its product as uncharacterized. NCBI's taxonomy places the organism in Eukaryota, Fungi, Ascomycota, Eurotiomycetes, Eurotiales, Aspergillaceae. The transcript is spliced from 4 exons. The coding region runs from base 1 to 1035 and encodes 344 amino acids. The record is from RefSeq and is a predicted model, not a curated record.
AUGGCUUUUAGCCAAGAGGCCUUGUUGCCCCCUCUCUUGCCUGUUACUCCAGAUGAUCAUGCAAGUUCUCAUGGUAUUGGCAAACACCGACACGCGCUGAGUGAUUCCUCGUUUGAAACAUAUAGCAAGGCUCUCUAUGCUAGCCAACUCUUCUCCGUCCUCGUUUUGGCAUGCUCCAAAUCUGCCGUCGUCCUCCUUGUUCUAUCAUUGAAGCCUUUUGAGAGGAUCUCCGCGGCAUGCAAGAUUACAUUGGGACUGAUUGGUGCAUGGGCACUGGCCGCGCUCGUGGCGCUCGGUGUACAAUGUGAUCAACCACAUCCGUGGAGCUUCAGCCCUGAACGAUGCCUAAACCAACAUGCCCUAUACAUCAGUCUAGCCGCAUUUCAUAUGCUUUUGGAUAUGUGCGUUAUUGGAUUACCGGUGACUCUACUUCACCAGGUCCAGAUCAUCCAAUGGAAGCGCCAUCACAUCUCAGCUCUAUUCGCCAUGCGUGUUCUAGUCCUAGCACUAACAAUAGCCGGACUCCACUCCCUUCAACCACUCUUCAACUCCAAGCCCCUCGACCGACCCUGGCACGCUCUAAUGCCAGCAAUCUGGCUACAGCUUAUUCUCAGCUCAUCAAUCCUAUGUACCUGCAUCCCAACUUUAAAACGCGUGCUCGCCGAUCUCCAAACAGGCAUGAUGGCAGGAACCGUGUCGGACUUCUUCGAGCAAUCAGUCUCGGGCCAGAACUCGAAGGAUCGAUCGACAUCCAAGUCUGGGAGUGGCAUUGGGCAACGAUCAGGAUCUGCGACCCACUCGUCAAGUCCAAUUUCCGUGUCCCAUGGGGACCGUCCCAGUGUGGAGCGUGUGGAUAGCCAGAAGAUCUUGCGCGAUAAUGCUAUUGUGCAUACUGUUGAUUAUGAUAUGCGCUAUGAUGGGGCUGAGCCGGGUAGAGCUUCAUCUUCUAGUGCGGUUGAUUCUUUUCUUUUUGAUGAUGAUGCUGCAAAUGAGAGGAUUAGUGUUCAUCAUAUGGUUGGAGGUAACCGCGGCUAG